Messenger RNA from Rotaria socialis, 2043 nucleotides. The record is from the annotation of a GenBank genome assembly. NCBI's taxonomy places the organism in Eukaryota, Metazoa, Rotifera, Eurotatoria, Philodinida, Philodinidae.
AUGUCAUCUUCAUCAUCAUCAUCAUCUGGUUUAGAUGUUGAAAAAACUACUUGUAUAAACAUGGAUUUCGGUUUAUUUCGUAAUUUUUUAUCGAAAAAAAAACAACCACAAAUAUCAGAAAUAUCUACACCAAUAAGUGUAACAAAAAAUAUCCAUGUUUCUUAUGACCCAAAUACGAAUACAUUUCAUGGUUUACCGUGUGAGUGGGAAGAUCAAGUGAAAAAUUUAUUUGCUCAUUCCAAACCUGAAGACAAGGCGCGCGUUAUGACUUGUGCGCUUAAAGUGAUUCAGCAAACAAUCCGUGAAAGUCGUAACCAGACAAAACAUAUGCGUAUACAAGAUACCUUUCAUCCAGACGGAAUAUCAUAUGAGUCAGGUGAUGAAUUAAGUGAAACUGAAAGUGAUCUUAGAUCAUCAACAGAAAUACUCAAUGCUAGUGGGCCAUUUUCGUCACCAGCUAAAGAUGCUUUUGGUAAUCGAUCUGCCUCUAAAAAAUAUCCUCCUGGUUUCUCAUCUUCAAAUGGCAACGCCACUCCCUCUACGAAUUUUGUUGAAGAACUCAAACGUGCUACAACACGUCGUAAACAGAGUCUAGAAAUCUCUAAUGGAAGAUCUGACGAAGAAGAUAACUCACCAGAAUCUAGUACCUCAACUAAUUCUCGCCCUACUACACCAGUUGCAAAUCGACUUAGAGAAGUCGGCGUUAAUAAUCUUGUCUAUCAAAUCAAUCGUGAUACACUUGUCAAUGAACCACAUGAUAUCCUUCCAAGUAGCGGAAGUCCAGCGGUAUCAUCGAUAGCAAAAGUUGUUCCUGUUCAUCCUACCAUUCCACCUCCUAUACCAAGCCGUAAUCAUAUUAAUGAUGAUACUAUUGCAAAUAAUAAUAAUAAUAAUAAUAAUAAUAAUAAUAGUGGUAAAUACCGUAAACAAGCAGAACAAGCGCCUGAAUUACCACCAAAAACUGUUCGACUUUUGGCUACGACAGGCAAAGUUGCAUCUCCUAUUCAUCCAAUGAUACUCACAACUAAAACGAAUCCGAUUGUUAAUAAAGAAAAUCAUAAUGUCGCAACGCCAGAAUCAGAAUCGCUUUCAAAUCAAACCAAGCUUGUGACAAGGCAUAAAUCAAAAAAUAAUCGACGAAAAAUGACCGAAGAAGAAGCUAUUAAAGAACUUGAACCAUAUGCUGCUAAGGAUGAUCCUAUGUCAAGAUUUAUCAUAAAGAAAAAACUUGGUUCAGGAGCUGCAGGUGAUGUUGACUUGGCACUCGAUACUAAAACAAAUACAAAAAUUGCUAUAAAACGAAUGCUUUGGUCAAAACAACCACGAAAAGAAUUGAUUGUUAGUGAAAUUCGUGUCAUGAAAGAUUGCCGAUUUCGUUCUAUUGUUAAUUUUCUCGAUUGUUAUUUACGGCCGAAUGAAUUAUGGAUUGUAAUGGAAUAUAUGAAUGGUGGACAACUAACGCAAAUGGUCGAACAGACCAUACUUGACGAAGGUCAAAUGGCUGCUGUUACAAAAGAAUGUCUUGAAGCACUUCAAUUUCUACACAGUAAAAAUAUUAUUCAUCGAGAUGUUAAAUCAGACAAUGUUCUUGUUGGAUUUGAUGGUUCAGUAAAAUUAACUGAUUUUGGUUUUUGUGCUCAAUUAGCCAAUACCGAAAGUUUACGAACAACAAUGGUCGGAACACCCUAUUGGAUGUCACCAGAAGUGAUUAAAAAACUUAAAUAUGAUCGAAAAGUUGACAUAUGGUCACUGGGGAUUUUAAUGAUUGAAAUGAUUGAUGGGUCACCACCAUAUAUAAAUGAACAACCAUUUCGUGCUAUGUGUAAAAUAGCAAUGCAAGAAGAGCCACCAACAAUAACUGCUGAAUCGCAAGCACGCAUAUCAGCAGAUAUAAUGAAUUUUCUCAAACGUUGUCUCACAAUUGAUCCUCAACAACGUGCGGAUACCUAUGAACUUCUUCAGCAUCCUUUUAUAAAACGUGCAAAACCUCUCUCAUCACUUUGUCCUAAUAUAAAAGCUGUCUGUAAAAUUGAUACUGAUUAA